CCUACUCCCAGCCACUACUACUAGUUUUCCCGCUCCUCGCUCGCCCGCGCACACGUACACGUACAGUGACUGCCCCAUCUUCACACAUUUCACAUCAUCUCAAUGUACUGAAAGACAGCACAACACUCCUGUAGUUCCCCCAGUGAGCUGAAGCCGUCUGACAGAUCGGUGUUCUCAGCACGUGGUGGAAGGGAAUCUCGCGGAAGGCGCUACCGCUGUCUAGUUUCUCUGCUAGACUCAGUUUGCCUGUUUGCUAGUCUCGCCUAACAAUCAGUGGCAUGAAGUACUAUCAUUCCUGUUAACCGGAGGAGGAAUAACCGGAAAUCUAACGAUAGAAGAGGAAAGGAGGAACAGAAGACCAGAAGUGACGAGCAAGAUCAACUUCUGGCUUUUGCAUCUCGUGAAGAAAUGCGACAGCUGUUCUGAAAAGAGGCAAAAUCGUUGAUAGUUCUUCAACUCGAUUCAUCGGUGCAAAGAAAACGGGAGGAGGAGAGAGAAGACCCGCAGUUUGACCACGUACUGGCCACUCUCUUCCAAGGAUUACCGGACCUAAAAUAACUGUUACGUUCAGUCAACAUGACAGGGAAAAACGCAUGCGCAGUCUGCCAGACAGAGGCCAGGCAGGCCUGUGGUGGUUGUGGAGGCGCUUUCUACUGCAGCAAGGAGCAUCAACGCAAACAUUGGCCGACUCAUAAGCAGGAGUGCCAACCAUUCCGAGUUGCUUCUUCUCCGGAGGCUGGACAGUAUCUGGUAGCUAACAGGCGACUGAAUGCCGGUCAGGUGAUACUUAAAGACUCGCCUCUCGCUGUAGGUCCAUUAUCUAAAUCGCAGCCUCAGUGUCUUGGAUGCACUGCCGCUAUAGAAGACGAGAAUUUCUUCAAAUGUCCAAAAUGUCAAUGGCCGCUUUGUUCAGAGCAGUGUUCAAGUAGCCCUCAGCAUAAAGACGAAUGUUUACUGCUGUCUAAAGACGCAAAUGGAGUAGGGGCACCCAAGACACUUGAAGAAUCGUCUCGAUAUGACUUCAUUAUGAUACUUCGAUGUCUUUUGACGAGGUCUGCCAACCCUUCUGGAUGGCAGAUGCUUCUAGACAUGGCCAGUCACGCUGAGCAACGUAAAGCUAAAAUGGGAGAUCUUUACAAAGCUACAAUCUGGUACUUGACCAAAGUGCUCGAUUUAGACUACGACACUGACGUCCUGCAUCAAGUCUACGGUGCUGUCGUCACAAACACCUUGGAAAUCAGGAGCGAGAAAGGGGCUCGUAUGAGAGCGCUCUACCCAAGAAUAAGACUCUUAAACCACUCUUGCAUUCCAAACACCCACCUAGCGUGUCAUGCCCAAGGUGUCAUGGAGGCACGCACAGCUACUGUUGUGGAGUCUGGAGAGCCAUUUUUCAUCUGCUAUACUGGCACAACAAUGCCAUUUUGGGAAAGACAGAGUUCACUGCGAGAUUCGUACUGUUUUGCCUGUGUGUGUGCGCGUUGUGAAGACCCAACCGAGGCUGGGACUCAUUUCUCAUCCCUGAGGUGUCCAGAGUGCGAUGAGCAUUAUUUAGUGCCAUUCAAACAGGGUGAGGACAUCGCGUGGAGGUGUGAGAAAUGCACAUUAGAACAAAGUAACUUGGACGUCAAGGCAAAAGUCGAUGAAUUCUUGCAACAGCUGGAGGCAGAGAGCAUCUUUGUAGGAAGUUCAGUAGACGAACAAGUAACAGGAGCCCUGGAGAAGACCGAAAAGUUAUUUCACCGAAAUCAUUACGUCUGGAUGAAGGUAGCACAGUAUGCUUUAUGGAAGAUGAGAAACAGCAACACUCAAGAGACCCUAAAUCUCAGAAGAAAAAUUUGGACGACUUUACUUCCGCUGUACGAAACUUUCGAGCCUGGUCUGACCAAGAGAAGAGGAAUGUCCUUAAUGGAGACAGCAAAGGCCUUCUUUGAUUCAGCAAUGAAUGAAGUCACAAGUGACGGAGUAACGAAGACAGCGCAGCUGCAGAAAGCAGUGAACUACUACCAGGAAGCGGCUAACAUCCUGGGCAUCGAGCCGGCAGAGUCUAUGGAAUCUACCCUGGCUCUCAGGGCACGAGCGAGCAAAGCCGAGGCAGAAAAGAUGUUGGCACAGAUACAUUCUGGAAAUAUCCGUGCAGACGGGAGCAGAGACAGGUGCAGAGAAAUGGGUGAGGUGGAGAUAUGCGAAUUAUGUGGCGCCCCGGACGCCCAAGUUUCCUGCCCAGAAUGCGACGAAGUUUUCUACUGCUCGACCAGUCACCAGGAGGAUCACUGGGAUGAGCAUAAGGAGGAGUGUCGUCCGACAGUCAUUGAAAUGAAGGAUCCUGAGAGGGGAAGAUACUUGGUGCCAGGGCGUGACAUCAAAGCGGGCGAACUCCUUUUCAAGGAAGAACCAAUAGCUCUCGGGCCAAGGGCUUCGUCUCGUCCAGUAUGCUUAGGUUGUCACAAAAGCAUCGAAGACAUGUAUUUCACAAGGUGCCCAAAAUGUUUGUGGCCUCUCUGUUCACCCUCUUGCGCGUCUUCAAAACUGCACGUCGAUGAGUGUCCUAUUUUGGCGAACGACAAAGGUAAAGUGGGUCAGCCGGCGGACGUCUCAGAAACGCCACGUUACGACUGCAUCUUCGUCCUUCGUUGUCUCCUGUUGCGCGACACGAACCCGAAGGCGUGGCGCCGCCUACUCACUAUGGCUAGUCACGCCGUCCAGCUAGAGGCGGACGAGGAGCCUUAUCACAUGGCUACUAUAACGUACAUCAAAGAUGUCCUGAAAGCGAAGUUCCAACCCAAACUCAUCCACCACGCCAGAGGGGCAAUUAUGACGAACUGCUUUGAAUGGCGGAACCCGUCGGGGGUGAGUCUACGCGGUAUGUACCCAAAAUUAGGCCGCAUUAACCAUUCCUGUUACCCAAACGUAACAGUGACAUCUGACUCUGACGGCGCCAUGUAUGCUAGGGCAGCAGUUGAUAUUAAAGCUGGAAAGCCCCUUUACAUAACUUACACAGGUAUCACUCUGCCCAUCUGGGAAAGACAGGCUUACACGAAUGCCGUCCAUUACUUCACCUGUGACUGCAAGCGAUGCACUGACCCAACGGAACUCGGCCUCCAUUAUUCUUCGCCUAAAUGUGAAACUUGUGGAAACCAGUAUUUAGAGCCAAAGACUUGGCUUUGGGACACCAUCUGGGAGUGUCCCUUAUGCCACGGUAUCGUUCAGGACAUUUUGGUCAAAAUGGAGUACAGUCAGUGGCUCUCAAGGUUUGACUGCCACGACACUUUCAUCACAGCGUAUCCCAAAGGUGUGCAAAACAUUCUUGAAAAGGUUGAAUAUACCUUCCACGGUACCCAUCACGUUUGGACAAUGGCAGCUCAGGUAGCUAUAAGGACACUUCAGGAUAACAACAGUCGAGAAUCCUUAACUUUAAGGAUCAAAUUAUGGGAGCGUCUCCUGAAGAUCUAUUCUGCGUUGGAACCUGGAUUGACACUUAGGCGAGGUACAACUUUAUACGAGAUAGGUAUAUGCCAGGCCAUUCUCACGCAGGUAGAAAUGGACGAAGGACGCCUCACGGAUCACUUCUACGGCGUGUACAUGAAGAAAGCUUUGGGCUACCUUCACGAAGCUAUUGACAUCCUGAGCCUGCAGCCCCCAACCUCUCACGAGAGACGGUGGUACAAAAAGGCAGUGGAAAAGGUAGAGGUCAUUUCUCUCCAGCUGAAGAAAUUCGACAGCGAAGAGAGGAAGAUCAGCAGUUUGGUAUUGCAGGAAAACCAAAAUCCACUCGGAAAAGUCAUUUAAAUUCACCAGGGAAUAAAAUCCAAGCAUAUUUUAAUUGACUUCUAAUUGUUGGCCGGCCAUAUUGUUGUAUCAAUAUAACGCUGUACAAGUAUACAUGAUAAGGUUUUGUGUUUGGCUUUAAUGUGCAAUAUAUAUACAUGCGCGAAUUCAUUGUGCUUGGAAGGGUAAUUUCGGAGUGAUUUAAAAUGUUCAUGAUUUACGUUUUUUAAAAUUAAUUUUUCAUAUUUUGUCAUACUACGAAUUUAUCGUAGUAUGAAAAACUUAUUAACUCCCGAAUUUUUUUCAAACAACUCUCAGUUGCGGGUAAAACUUGGUUUGCUGGUUUGCUGACUGUUUUGUAUGAAUGAUGUCAGAAUGACGACAGGUUCUAAAAUGGAACUCACUGAAGUCCUGCAAGCGAAGUAUUCAAGGCUGGUUGCAAUUGUAUCCAUGCAUGAUAUAUUUUCACAGACUGAUCUUCAUUCCAUUGUUUUUUUUAUAACUAUGUACUGUGCAGUACAAGUCUUGGACUGUUAUUUCCCUUUCACUAUGAAAUCCUCACUUAUUCAUUAGGACUAAAUUGCCUUUAGAUACCAUUUCUUUUUAUUUACAUUUUCAUGAUCUAAUGGUUACCUUCAUAACAGAAAAUAUAUUUUUGUAUGUCAUUUAUUUUUUAACACUGUUGUACCCUUAUUCGAUCUAAUUGUUACAGUGAUAUUAAAAUACUACUGAA
Molecule: messenger RNA, 4498 nt
Organism: Macrobrachium nipponense
Lineage: Eukaryota; Metazoa; Arthropoda; Malacostraca; Decapoda; Palaemonidae
Exons: 8
Coding region: 577-3786 (1069 amino acids)
Molecular function (GO): protein binding
Source: RefSeq, a predicted model, not a curated record